Molecule: messenger RNA, 3705 nt
Organism: Caenorhabditis remanei
Lineage: Eukaryota; Metazoa; Nematoda; Chromadorea; Rhabditida; Rhabditidae
Exons: 16
Coding region: 1-3705 (1234 amino acids)
Source: RefSeq, a predicted model, not a curated record
AUGGUAAUCCCAUCAAAUCGACCACCUCCACCGCCUCAACCCGUCAAAAUGUUUACGGGUGUUCGACGACGUCCUCCGUUGAAUAGAGCUUGUCCGCCGAUACCAGAAAGUAAAAGUAAUGAAUCAAUUAUGAGUCAUGCUUCUAAAGUUUCAGAGCAUCAAAAAGCAGUAACAUCGACGGAAACAACAACUGAUCUUGUUAUCGAGAACCGUAACGUCAUUGAUGUUCUCCAUCGACUCGAUGCCAACUCAAACAUCUCUGCGACUGCUCCAACAAGAAAAUCAAAAGACAAAAAGGCGAAAAUGUCAUCGACGCCGCGAAGUCCUUUGAUGAAUAUGGCGAAUAGUGUGAAGAGUAAACUGACGAAAAUCACACAUUUGGGAAGGAGUUCUGAGAGUAGUUCAUCAUCAAAUAUCAAAACAAGUCAAAGUUUUUCUGGGAUUCGUCAACCUAAACAAGUUCCAAAACGGAUUGAUCAAAACGCAAAUCGGGUUAUCAAAUCAUCGUCUAUGGAAGUACCUUCUACUUCAAAAGUGUGUAUUCCCCAAGAUCCAACUCCACUAAUUGACGAUAAAAUAGAGGAAAUUUCUGAAGCGGGCCUUAUUUCGAAAAGUGAAAUGGCACCUCCGAAACCAAUGGAACAUGUCUGUGUUAAGUUGGAAGAAGACGUGCUUGUGGUGACAAAAGAGUUCGAUGAGAGGUAUCCGGGACAAAAAAGAUCUGCAAGUCCCGAUCCACCACCGGUUGAAGAGAGCCAAACAAUGUCAGAAGUAGAUCAACUUCCAUCAGAACAAGUGGCAGAAACGUUCUCAGAAGAACUGGAUAACAAUGCAAACCAAAAGACGCCUGGACCUGUUAGAAGAGUUAUCAAAGAGACCACAACAACUGUCACUACAACGACGUUCUCUGAGAUUAGUCCAGUUCCUAUCAUAGAAAAAAUGGAAGUUCUCGAAAAAGAAGAAGAAAUUCUCGUUCCGGAAGUCGAUUCUCAUCCAGAAAUCUCUGCAAUUCAUGCAAAUAUUCAUUCUCCUGUUCCUAUUCAGGAAGCAGUUCCAAGCCCAAAGAAGGAAAGAUUCACGUCUCCUGAAAGAUAUGUUCUCCUCGUCAAAACUCCAGAAGCACUCCGGAAACAUCGAACAUUGACGAUUGGAGAGAAAGAUCCGAAUGAAGUGAAAACAGAAGAAGAACAAGAAGAAAAGAUUCAGUACACGAAAUUGGAAACUGUCAAAUUUAAAGAGAUUAAAGAAAAAGUUCAUUACGAAGAACCGAUUCCAAAAGAGAAAUUCAUUUUGACAGUGAAGACUCCAGAAGCGAUUCGACGACAUCAUACAUUCACGAUUCGAGACAAGUCACCUGAAGAAAUGAAAAUUGUGAAAUCUCAAUCAGAUGUUCAUGUGAGUAAGAAAUUGAUGAAGCAGACAUCGGAACCAGAGAGAAAAACGAUUGAAAAGGAUAUAUUCGAAGAGAAAGAGGACGUCGUUCCUGAACCGAAAUUUGUGAUUGUUAUGAAGACUCCAGAAUGUCUUCGAAGACAUCAUACAUUUACAAUCGGAGAUCGUCCCAAGAGUCCAGAUUAUCCGUAUAUUGAAGAGGGGGAAAUCACUGAACCAAUUGCAACAAUCGGACCACCAGCUGAUCGGAGGAAGAAGGAAGAAGAGAAAGAAAAGAAGAAAAAGGAAUGGGAAGAAUAUGAGAAACCACCGAAAGAGAAAUAUAUUCUGACGACUACAACUCCGUUGGCAAUUCGAAAAUAUCAAACAUUUGUUGUGGAAGCCAAAGAAGAGAAAUCAAUGCCACAAUCUAUGAGUGCUGAUGCUGUAAUGAUGACAAAAAAGGGAAAAGUACAGAGAUCUGAAUCAACAGACUCAAAGAAACACAGCUAUUUGCGGAGACUUCAGUUCGAAUUGUUCAGAGGAAGAAGCAGGGAACGCAAGACAGAAAAUCAAGAAAAAAGGCAAAAAUCUCUUGACGAGAGGAAACCAGAAUCAACACAAAAGUACAUCCUUUCAACAACAACUCCGAUAAUGAUGCGGAAGUACCAGACGUUUGCGAUUGUCGACGGAAAACCGAAAGACGGAGAAACGAAUAACUUGCAGUCGAUAGCUUCUGCUUAUCAAAAAGAAAUGUCUUUUGAUGAAGAGAAGACAACUUCUCCCGUCAGAACAUCUGAUUUUUAUUCAAUCACUGCAACUACUCCAUUGGCAAAACGAAAAGUCGUUGUUGAAGAAAACGUUACAUCCUCUGUUCAACAAUUAUCUCUUGAAGACGCCAUUGUAAGUCCAUCGAAGAAAUCAAUAUCUCCGGAGCCACGUCAUCUUUUUGUAAUGGGCGGAAGACGUUCAACGACACCUCAGGAUGAGCGGAAAAUCGAAAAGAUGCAUGAACCACCACGCAAUUUGAAAUUAGAUACUGAUAGAAGUCAGUCGGAUAAUGCAGAAUUCGUAGAAGAAAGAAAAUCGACAAUGUCCGGAGAUCUAACAUCUCCAGAAGAAGAAAUUCCAAUGGAUACAAACUUGACUCCUACAACAGAAGACGUGAUGGAGGCUGUGAUUAUUUCAAGAAGAAUUGAAGGAUUGAUGACAUCACCAAUCGAGGAAGAACCAGAAGGAAUCACUUCUUCUAUUCGUGAUUUAUCAAUCAAAUCAUUAUCUGAAAGGAAAAGAAACAGUGAAUCGGAGAGACCUGCUCCAGUAUUCACUCCUCCAAGUCCUCCAAAAGAUAAACCAUUCCCAGUGAUGACUGUUCCUAAAUCCACGUCUACAUCGUCAUCUGAUUCUGCACAUCCAAUGACUUCAUCAUCAAGUUCUUCAAGAGUAAAACCAAACCAACUUCCCAUUAAAAAGACUAUUCAAGUCGUCGAUCCAAUGCAUAUUGUCGAGCUGAAACCGGAGCCAAAAUCAAAGAAAGAGGCUCUUGCCUCGAAGUCUCUUCGAAAUGCCGGAAAAAUGCUCACUCCAUCGUUCCUUCGGAAAGAAAAGAAGGGUCCCAAAAAGUCAUUGUAUGCAAAAACAACAUCAACUGGUCGUCAACAUAUUUCUGAGAAACUGGAGAGGGAGAGAAAAGCACCGUUGGCAGAGGGAGAAUCUUCAGUUGUUGCCAACUCUCCACUCGUCGAAAAUCUUCCAAUAACAUUCGAGAAAUGGAGCAAUAAAAGCCCCCGAUUGAGUGUGAAACACUUCAAUGAAACAAUUAUUGAAGAAGGUCUCGACGCGAAUGCAAAUUCAAUGUCGCCACAAUUGGAGCAUCGCGUUAUUCCUACUUCUCACCACGCUGUGCAAGACAACACUGGCCUCAUCGACGAUGACAUUAUUGAUCAGCCAAUGCUCGUAGGUGAUACAUUCUCACAUUCAUCAUCUAUCGACUGUAUUUCUGCACAUCUGAGAAUGAAUGAGAGUAUCAUUUCAAUCGAUCGCUCAAUUGCUCAGAACGAAUCAAGGAGCAGCAACCAAAACGCUCAAAACAAUGUGAACAGGAACACAUAUAUUGAGUCAAAUCUCGAUCGACAAAUUGAUGCAGGACGUUCUGAAGUUCAGGAUAUAAAAUCUCAAUUGCAGAAACUGAACAGAUUAGUUAAUGAGAUGGGUGUGAGUGGAUGGGAAGAAGAGCUGACUAGACUUCGUCGAGAAAAUGAACAACUUCGACGAGAACUAGCUGAACGAGAUGCCACAAUUGCUGCUCUCCAAUCACAAACAGUAUCUUCUUAA